Psilocybe cubensis is the source of this 1770-nucleotide messenger RNA. RefSeq lists its product as uncharacterized. The transcript has 8 exons. Gene Ontology annotation, molecular function: ATP hydrolysis activity; ATP binding. Lineage: Eukaryota; Fungi; Basidiomycota; Agaricomycetes; Agaricales; Agrocybaceae. Bases 1 to 1770 code for a protein of 589 amino acids. The record is from RefSeq and is a predicted model, not a curated record.
AUGAGUUGGCCAUCUGUUCCUGGAACCCCGGUUACUACCCCCUACGUAACCGGAAACGAUAACCCUUGGUUGUCACUUCUGAAUUGGGUGGCAGAUUUUUUGGGGCUCUCCUUUCUUGCACCCUUAUUUCAGGCCAAUUCUCUCGCAUUUAACAGCAUAAAACUGUUCCUCCUCGGAUCUUUGGUAGAAACAGGACGAAGGUUCUUUCGUUGGGUCUAUGAAAGGUUCGAUUUUUUCCAAUACUCUAUAACGGCGCAGUUCGAUGAAGGGGAUCCAGUGUACGACUGGAUAAUCCUCUUUUUGACUGAAAAGAAGAUAUGGAAGAGAUCUCGGCGAUUUCACGUUACCGCAAGAUCCAGUAGGCGGAGAUGGGGAAUUAGUAUGGGCCAGAAUGGUAAUGCAAAUCAUCAUCAGAGUAGCAGCUUUACCUCUGCAGAGUAUGUUCCUACAUACGAUAUGGCACAACUGUUUCGAUGGAAUAGUUACUGGACUGAAACGAGACGGACUCUCCACGAAUAUCGAGGAGGUCCUGUGUACUCCGCUCCAGGCGAUCAUGCUCCGGGAUCGAGAAAACUUUUUCUUACAAUUUACACACGUAGCAUGUCAGCCUUAUCGUCAUUCGUUGAUGACGCCAGGGAAUUAUAUCAGGAAGUGAGCCAGCCACAUGUAAUUGUUCAUACAAUAGAGCAGAACAGUCCCUACCUCCACGGUCAAAUAAUGGGAAAUCCGUGGUUAAGCAUAAAAAACAAGGCUCGCCGACCAAUUAGCAGCAUUAUUCUUCCAAACGGAAUUGUCCAGUCGUUAGUUGACGAUGCCAAAGAAUUUUUAAGUAUGGUGGACUGGUACUCAACAGCCGCCAUUCCUCAUCGAAGGGGAUACUUGCUCCAUGGCCCUCCAGGAACAGGAAAAACAUCUACUAUCUACGCACUUGCAGGAGAACUUGGGCUUGAGAUAUACUCUCUUUCACUCGCAUCUGGACAUGUCGACGAUUCCUUCCUUCAACGAGCUGUGUCGUCUAUUCCAAACACUGCUAUACUCUUGAUUGAAGAUAUCGACUGUGCCUUCACAUCCCGAGAAGACGAAGAAGAAGAGGAACUACCUGCCUUUCCAGGGAUGGGAGUUAGUAGAACAACAAAAUCAGGUGUUACUUUAUCUGGGUUGCUCAAUGUUCUUGACGGUGUUGGAAGCGAGGAAGGAAAACUGUUCUUUGCCACAACAAACUACAUAGAGAGACUGGAUCCCGCACUUCUACGCCCUGGGCGUAUUGAUCGCAAAAUCCAAUACAAGCUGUCGACGAAGGAACAAGCGGAAGCUCUUUUCCUGCGUUUCUACCCUCCUUCCUAUACUCUCACCGCAUCUGAGGCUUCAGAUUCAAGUAUAACGUCCACAGAUUCUGACAAGACCGAAAAAUCGCCAACUUCCGUGAUCAUCCAAGUUUCAGACCAAGAAACAAGACUCAAAACUCUCGCAUCCGAAUUCUCCCUUCACUUUCCCGAACACGAAUUCUCGCUUGCUGAGCUUCAAGGGUAUCUUUUAUCUUGCAAGAAGGAGCCUGAGAUAGCUGUGGCUGAGCUCAAGACAUGGGUCGAAGAAGAAAGAAAAGAGAAAGAGGAGAGAACAGCUCGAGCAGAGGAAAGAAAGAUUAAGAUGAAAGACAAGAAGGAUAUCAAGGAAGCAGCGAAGCUACAAGGAUCAUUGCAAAGGCUGGGUAUAUUGGGCAAUUCGAGCGAGACUCCCUUUGUCCAUGUUAAUGGAAUAUCGGCCGAGUAG